Molecule: messenger RNA, 761 nt
Organism: Notothenia coriiceps (black rockcod)
Lineage: Eukaryota; Metazoa; Chordata; Actinopteri; Perciformes; Nototheniidae
Exons: 6
Coding region: 9-677 (222 amino acids)
Source: RefSeq, a predicted model, not a curated record
GGACCGACAUGGAGUUUGGCAGGCCCCCCGGCAGGAAGAGUAGUCUGCGGGACCUCCAACAGCACAGACAUGGGGUUGGGCAGACCCCCCGGCAGAAGAGCAGUCUGCGGGACCUCAACGGCUCAGGACAUGGUUUGGGCAGGACCCUCGGCAGAAGCGCAGUCUGCGGGACCUCCAACGGCUCAGGACAUGGGGUUGGCAGGACCCUCGGCAGAAGCGCAGUCUGCAGGACCUCCAACGGCUCAGGACAUGGGGUUGGCAGGACCCCCGGGCAGAAGGGCAGUCUGCGGGACUCCCAACGACACUUGAAGUGGGUUUGGUUCGCCAACAGAACCCGGGGAGCUUGGCGUCGGACGGACAGCCAACCAGGAGACGAGGUGGCUGGAGUCGGCCGGUAUGCCGACAAGACACGGGGAGCUGGCGUCGGACGGACCAGCCAUCAGGACACCGGGGAAGCUGGCGUCGGACGGACAGCCAACAGGAAGACGAGGUGCUGGAGUCGGACCGGUACGCCCGACAGACACGGGAGGCUGGCGUCGGACGGACAGCCCAACCCGGAGACGAGGUGCUGGAGUCGGCCGGUACGCCGACAGGACUCGAGGAGCUGGCGUCGGCCGAUGAGUCAGCAGGUGACGAGGAGCCGGAGUCGGGACCAUGGUUACUGGAGCCGGCACUGAAGCCGGGACCAUGGCUGUAAGGUCCGGUUCUGGAGCCGGAAACAUGGCUGUAAGGUCCGGUUCUGGAGCCGGAAACAUGGCUGU